Lymnaea stagnalis (great pond snail) is the source of this 6018-nucleotide messenger RNA. The record is from the annotation of a GenBank genome assembly. NCBI's taxonomy places the organism in Eukaryota, Metazoa, Mollusca, Gastropoda, Lymnaeidae.
CUCUCUUUCGUUUCUUUACUCUUUCCACAAAUCUACGGUGCCACGAAUAAACUUUUGCAGCUGUUUCAUGCGAGUGUUGCAAUAAAACAGUAAAGAAAAUGCCUGUAGGUUAUAUUUAAAUAAACAGGAUAUAUGAGUAAAAGAAAGUUUAUUCAGCCACUUUUUGUCAUACCGUUUAAUCUAAAUGGCUGUUUGCCAUUGUGCGUAAAAGUUAAAGUCUGAAGUUAUAGAUAGUUUACUGUUUUUGGUAGCCCUGUUUUUUUAGCUGUCGCUGUUUUACUGUGUCACACUGUGUGUAUGUUGGUGUGUAGCCUAGUAUUAGUAUAGACUGGAGUUGUGUGUACUCAUCAAGAGUCUGAAAAGUCGAGACUUCAGAGCAGUAGUCUUGAUUUGAGAGACAUUAGAAAAAAUGGACACUUUUAAGACUGGUAGUUAAAGACUACACACACUGAUACCAUACAGUCAACAACAGUAACAGCAUCAUAUUCAUGGUGAAGAAAGAGGGGUGACAGGAGCAAAACCUCAGGCCCAUACUCAAUCCCUCUCACCACUAACCCCUUUCUGGUCAUUGAAAUAUAUUUUUAAACCCUUUAUUCAGUUUCCAUAUUCAUAUAUAUUUGUGUGAAAUGCUGUGUUAAGUUGAAAUCUAAAUCAUGUAUCAACAAUUGAUUGAUUGAAUUUAUUUGUCAAUUUAAAAAAAAAAUUAUCAUCCUAAUGCUGGAAAAAUUAUACUUUGUUCAAAUCCCCAAAAGAGUUGCAUAUUUACUUUGUUUGCAACUCAGAAUAUUUGUUAAAUUUACGCUUUUCAGCUUUUCAUGACAUGACACUCAUUUCAGUGUUUUUGCACUACUUUCUUCCACUGCCGCCAUCUUUGUUGCCAUGCUAAAAUGCAAGUAGAAAAGGAGAGAAUAUGUUGUUGUAACUAUGUACUACUUAAUGUGACAAAAUGAAAUGAUGAAAGGAAUGAGAAUAGUUGUUUUUUGUUUUUUUAAAGAAAAAUAUUGAAAGAAAGAGGUUUUUUUGAAACUUGCAUUGCAUAAAAAUGAUAAUUAAAGAACAUCUAAUAAUUUGAAAAAGUGAAAAAUUAAACAAAUUGUAAAGAAAAAUGACCUUUUAAAAUCAUGCACAAUUAAUGCAAUAAUUUUUUAAGAAAACCCUUUAAACCUAAAUUUACAACUCUACCUAACCUGAAUGCUAUCAGUAUCCCUAACUUUAGUGUAAAUUCACCCCUAAAUUUAUACCCCCCUAACUUGAGCGUAAAUCUUUAAACAUAAAAUCUAUGACCUAACGUGAACCCUAAAUCUAAUUGUUUGUGUGCUGCAGUUACACACUGUACUGAUAAAAUCAUAAAUUUGAAUAAAGAGAUUAAGAAUAUUUUUAAAAUAUUCCAAAUAAUGAAAACCUAAGUUACAGUUUCAUUGAAUACACUUUUACUUUUACACACUACAGAAAUCCAAAAGUUGUCAGAAAAGUCAAAAUCAAUUUUUCAAAAUGAUCAUACGAUCAAACAGACAAAAAAGCUUUGUUUUGAAAUGUAAUUAACUACGCUAUCAAAUAUUAAUUCUAAAAAUCCAUCAGUUAUAAACAAUACAUCAGUGUAUUAAUAUAAAAAAGAGAAUAGUUAACUCUAAUAACAAUCCACAACUAAACAAAUGAGAGAAAAUGCUACACAGAAACUCAGUGUGGCGCGGAAAGCAUAUAUUGACAGAAUAUUUGAUCAGUAUCCUUAACCUAACUAGUUAAUGCUGACUUGAGCCAAUUAAAGAAAUUAAAAUCUUGUGACACCUAAUUAGGUAUUUUUUAAAGUCCCCACAAGAACAACUCGAUUAUUGAAAAUAAGCCUCAAAACUUGGUAUAGUUUCAUGAUUUUAACUCUUUAAUUUUGUAAAGAACUCUUAGCUAGCUCUAUAAAACUUAAGGAAAGAAAGGAAGAUAAAAAAAACUAUUAGGCCUACCAAUGAAUUGUAAGUUACAGUGUUUUUCUUUUAAAUUCUGGUUUAAUCUUUUAUCGUUUUAAAAAAAUUAUGCAAAAUAAUUAAUUUUUUUAUUCUAUUUUAUUUCAUUCAAAUUCCAGCCAAAAGGAAAGCAAGCUACCAAAGGCAAAAAACAAAUAGCAGAGGAGAAUAAAUCAACCCUUAAGUUUUACACUUAUAUUAUCUCUGCAGUGAAUGUAAGUUUCUUUCUGUCCAUUCUUUGUAAAAAGUUUACCAACACCUGCAUAUUCCACUUAAGGCUACAGAUUUUUAGCCCAACCUUGCAUUAAAUUUGCAUGGAGACAUAAGAAGGCUUAGAAUGAACAUGAGUCAGGGCCGUUUAUGUAUAUUAUUAAUAUGUGUAUUAAAGAAAAAGUAAGCAGGAGCUGGGCAAUUCCAUUGUGCCUGCUGCUCUAAGUAGUCUAAGUCUAAGGGUAGAUUUUAGUGCUCUCUUACAAUACCAACCAAAAAGUUUGUGUAAGUCUAAUUUACAUAUUAAAAAUGAUAUGCAACAAAAACUUGCUUUUGGGUAAGAAGGCCAAAGAUGGAAGGCCUGAAAGCAAUUUAUCUAGUAACAUUUUUGAUACUCACUCGUGUUAUUUGUGGAUAUGAGGAAACAAAUUUCUCUCUAAAUGAAAUAAUUUAUACAUUUCAGCUAAUUUACUAUGGUGUGUGGUCAUUGUUCUACUGGGAAGAUUUCACAACAGGUCCUAUAGUAAGUCUUUUUAAAAUAGAUAAUAUUAUUUAACUGCUAAUUCAAAUAAUGUUUUCUUAAGAAAUUUCAUUAAUUAUGCAAAUAAUUUAUAAGUUUUAAAUGGUACCAGUAUUUUAAAGAUGCUACCUGAUCUUUAUAUAUUAAUUCAUACAACAGUGAGCCAUUUUCUCCUUAUAUUUUAUCCCUCCUGGCUGCUUCACAUCUAAGAUAUGAAUUUUAGUCCUCGCAUAUACAAAGAGUGUACAAGCAGAGUGAAGCUUUGUUUGGGUAUGAUAAAAUACUAAGUAAAACAAUUGGCUCAAAGCUUUAAUUAGUUAAUAUACAACAUACUUAAAAUUUGAAUUGAAGUGAAUUACAUACAAUUUAUAAAGGAAAAGAAGAAAAAAGGCAAAUGCACCUGCCCACACAAAUAAAAUAAUUCAACUAUUUUUAAAUACUGGUGUAUUAGAGAUACCAACUAUUUAAUUUGAGUGCAUUUGUUAUCAUGUAAAGAAGUUAUCUUUGAAGGAAGAGCUUUUUUUUAUCCUCCAUUUCAGUUUUUGUCUCUGCUCUCUGCUGGGAUAUACUUUGGGAGUUAUCAGUUUAUGGCCAGCAUGGCAAAAACAGUGUAUCAGGAUGGUCAGCUGAUUGAUUCAGGCACUGACCUCAAUAUGGAAGCUGGCAUGGCAGAGUAAGCAGAGUAUAUAUUUUCUUGUCAGAUUUUAAAAUGAGGGAAUGUCUGUAGAUUGGAAAAUUUAUUAAAGUGAGUUUAUUAGACACAUCUUGUGUCAUCUAUACAAAGGAGAUGAAAGGAAUAUAACAGCAAAAAUAUUGAACUGGUGUAAAUUGAGGAUGCUGCGUCUGAUAAAGUUGGUCACCAUCCCAGGUAAGUCUGAACCCAAUCAAUCCCAAGACUAACAAUAAAGCAACAUAAAAACGACAUAUUUAGGUAGAUGAGACUUGUUAACCUUGAUUAGUGCCACAUUUAAGAAAAGGAAAGGUCUGACUACAAACCUAAUGCUUUGUGGCUGUAACUGUAAAACCUAUGGAGACAAAUGGAAUUUGGCCUUGACAGGAAGAUCUGAAAAUCUCCUGUGGGUGGAGUGACAAUGUAAUUGUAUUUUUAUUCAAUGAUCUGUCUGGCUCCUCCUGCUAGACCCCAGGUUCCAAGCUGUAUCAAACACAAAAUGUUCCUGUGGGCUCACCAGCUGUGUGGAGAGUGGAGAUCUGCUGACUGGGCAACAGUUGAUUCUCCAUUAAGAAAACCUUUCCCAUGCCUUGUAGUUUGGCUUGAAACACCUCAAGUGAAAAAUAUCAUCAGAUGUGAAAAUGAAACAUACAGAAUUGGGUUCAUAAUAUAAAUAAUAUAAUGAAGGAAAAUAAGAUAAGAUUUCAAGGCACCUUAAAUUUUUACCAACCUUUGAAUCUUCUGGGUAAUAAAUAAAUGCCAGGUCUACCUGUAGGUUAUAUCUUAUAAUUCAUGUCUUGAUUGAAAGUAGUGAGUGUUUCUUUUAUCAAUUUUAAUUAUUUCUUGACAACAAAGGGGAGAAAAUCAUGUUUACGCUGCUGUGUGCUUGUCUAAAUAUUUUUAAUUAUGAUUGUACACUUUUGGGAAAUAUGUAUAAUUACAAUAGCUUUACUACCCCUUUGUAGUUGUGGAUCAGGACAGUUUUAAAUUAUAUUCAAUCAUUAAAGAGUUUCUAUUUGGUUUUUCAGACACACAAAAGAUUUGAUCUUGUUGACAUCCAUUGUACAGGCCCUUUCGUUACUCUCUGGCUAUUUCUGGCUUCUGUUGUUGCUUGUAAGUAUCCAACUCGGCCUGAAUGAUUCAUUAGUAUUAAAUUGUCCCAGGUCAGCAUCAUAUAUGUAAGAAAAUAACUAAAUGCUGAUCAUGCAGUAUUUUCCUAGCACAAGUUAUAUUAUUAUGAAGGCCAUAUAUUAUUUCCUUAAUGAUAUUAAUCCUAAUAAUCACAUAUUCGAUUUUCAGGCCCCUGCGCGUGCAUUUUAUAUGCUAUGGGUGAACAUUCUGGGUCCAUGGUUUUUCGCACCAGCAGAAGAGAAAAAAGUUGAUGACAAGAAACAGAAAAAAAUGGAAAGAAAAAUGAAAAGACAACAGGUGGUUAGAUGAGAAAUGUUACUAUAAAUAGCUGUGAUAGAAAUAUACAUUCAAUUAUAAAUAUAAUUAAUUUGUUUUGUUUAUAAGUAUAAUUCACACUCAGUGAUGUCUUCUUAUGGCAGAUCUUUUAAAUAUUUUAAUAAAAACAAAUGUUGGAAAAUAGAUAUUAACAAUAAUAAUUUUAGGUUAUCAAAGAAUUAUUUCAGUUAAAUUUGGAACAAGAAACAACUUGUAUACCCUGCAUCAGUCCAUAAGAAACCAAUGAUAAAGAGUUAAAUAAAAAACAAAACAAUUAUGCCAUAUUCCAUACAUUUGUUUAACAGAAUUUAGAUUGGGAUGCUGGGAGAAAUUUUUUAAAUUGUUGUUGUCUGUACUAAACAUGCAAAUAAGUUUAUUUUUUAUGAGUAAUUUCGAAUUAACCAACUUUGCCAAUUUAGAUUAAUGUCUUUUAAAAAAUAAUAUUAGCAUUUUAAAAAUGAAUUUCCCAUCAAGUUGUUUGUGUAUGAUAGUGACCAGUCAUCUUAUGGUUUCAUUACAUUUUUGAGGAAGGUUUGAGUACACAACAUGAAGUAUGAAAGUGAGUUGUACUAAUAAUAUUCAUUCAGGAUAAGAUGUUGGACUAUCUCUAUCUAUGACUGGGUUGUUCCUAAAAAUUAAUUUGUGUGAAAUGCUAAAAGCGAGACAGACUGACCUCAUGUGCGUGAAGUUUUUAUUUCACAUUUUUUUUUAUCAUCGUUCCCCUGGUUCGAUGGAUCGAAGGAUAUCUUAACAUUAAGUACCCAGUAUUGAUGAAUCAUGUUCAAAGAUCAAUUUAUUCCUUUAGUGGCCAAGCAAUGGCUGCUAUGAAGUUAGCAAAAUUGUAACAUUCACAAUUUCUUGUAAUUCAUAUGUCAUGUGUAACUUUCUGUCAUAUUCUGAAUAGAGAAGUUUGCUUAAAAUGUUGUCUGUGAAAGUGUAUGAUUAAACUUCAUCAUUAAAUAUAUGAUCCGGUAGGGUGAAAGUGUUUAGGUAACAUUAAAUACACACUCACUAUUUGCCAGAAGGAUCCAAUGAAAACUUUAUGAAUUUAGCAGUAAAAUUUUCAUAACACCCUUUACUUGAAAUUGUAUUGAUUGUCACUUCUAAAUUAAUUUAUUAAAAUAAAAAUAUUUGGAAUGUUUUGUGAUUUUAUGAAUUUGAAGCUUAAAUAAUAUGUAUACUUUGUUAUAAAUAUAAAAUUAAUUUUCAGUUUUACA